UUUUCAGCAAAAAAAAACACAAAUACAGUUAAACAAAAUGCCGUUUUGUUUUCCUAAGCAGCUGUGCAAAGCCUGAAAUAAAUUAUUUACAUGUUUGGAAUUUUUCUCAAAACGAUCACAGUUAGAAAAAGUGUUUCAUCAAUUUAUUUGAUUUUUAAACGCUACAUCAAUUGCACUUUAAAUCAAGUACAUACCACCCAGAUCAAAGUAUGGAAUGCCCUAUUUGCACCGACCAAAUCAAAGAUCCGAGGGCUUUACCGUGUGGUCAUUGUUAUUGUGGGCCUCAAAAACCCUGCCUGAACAAACUACAAAAUCGCCCAGGAUUUUUAGCAUGUGCAACUUGCCGGAUAGAACAUCAAAUGCUUAUAUCUCAAAUAAAACCUCUCUAUGGGAUACGCGAAGUUUUAGAAAACCAUGCUCAAGAAAAGCAAAAACUCCUGGGUGAAUUGAAAAAACUGACCAAGGAGAAGGAAAUGAUGAGAAAGAAAACUGUUUUUACGCCACCUCCGUGUAGCAGUGAAAAUUGCUCGAACACCGUUGAUUUUUGGUGCAAAGAUUGUCUGAUUGCUUUUUGCGAUGACUGCUCAGAAUCAAAACAUUAUCGUCAUUCGGUCUCGAGUUUUAUAAAACAUCUGCAAGAUCAAUUGCAACAAAAACUGGGCAAAAGUACAGACAUUCAAUUGAAGAAUUUUAUCAGUAACGGCAAUCGGGAAAUCCAUAAUGUGACUGCAAUCAUAAACACAUUGAGAAUGCAAAUAGGAGCCAAUAGUGAUUACCUCCACAAAUUACGAGAAAGCGUUUCAUACCACGAAACUAUUGUUGACAAAAUGGAAACCUUUAAUAGGUUCGCCAAAGCUGGCAUUCACAUGCCUUUCGAAGAUAUCCAAACGUUUCUGCAAAAUUUUUUAAUCGUUCCAAGUUGUGGAAAUAAACCAAUGUGCGGAACCAAGAGUGUGUCAAUUCAAACGAUGCCAGUUGAAAACGUUUUAAGGAGUUCGGUUGACGAGUUGAACAAUCACGUUAACACUUAUCCCAUUAUUCGGAAGGCCUCCAUUUCUUUUCCAAAUAUUAGGAGAUUAAGAGUCAACGACCCUCCAAUUUGGUCGAGCCAAUUUACCUUUCAAAAGGACACUUUCAAAGUGGGAUGUGUGAUUAACCAGUGUGACAAAUGGCAUACAGAAAUGUUGCAAGUUUUGGUGCAACGUCAGUUAAGGCAUGAAUUCGAAAAACUGCCAAUCGUUAGAAUAUCCACAGAAAUUGUGAAUCAAUCCGCAAAUUCACAAAACGUAUACAAAGAUGUUAAAAAGAUGCAAGGAUGUUCAAUUGAGGGUGUUCAGAUCUCCCGUGCAUCAUUAUUUCCCCAUACCCCAAACACUAGCGACGACUGUGAUUUCUUCGUUAACAGCUGCGGCGCCAUCGACAUUUCCUGCGAGUUUAAGCAUUCUUAGAGUCUGUGGGGCUUGAGAUAUGAUGAACGAAUGUCUCUAGAUUUACU
Molecule: messenger RNA, 1495 nt
Organism: Symsagittifera roscoffensis
Lineage: Eukaryota; Metazoa; Xenacoelomorpha; Acoela; Convolutidae
Product: tripartite motif-containing protein 2-like
Exons: 3
Coding region: 210-1448 (412 amino acids)
Biological process (GO): protein monoubiquitination
Molecular function (GO): ubiquitin protein ligase activity; zinc ion binding
Source: RefSeq, a predicted model, not a curated record